UCAUACACAGCUUUGCCCUCUUUCUUCUCGCCGUUCUCCUCCUUGUUCUUCUUCUCUCCUUCCCCCACAAUCCUGGGGCUCCAGGACUCUGAGUGUGGGGACAAAUGCAUGCUUGCUGCCUUUGCUAAUGCCGCUCGUGCUAUCCAUCUAUCCUCCAUAGUCCAUCGUCCAUACUCCUCGGCCCCUCUGUCCCUCUGCCCUCUGUCCGUACUCGGUAUCUCGGUCCACCCUUGCUUACAACUCGCUCAAAUGCUGCUACCUCAAUCGAGUUCUUCAACUCCUCACUCACUCACUCGCAACUCGCAAGUCUCGACUCCUGUUUUUAUCCCCUUCCCGCCUUUGAGGCUUUUGAGCCUUUAGCCCUGCUCUCAUGCAUGCACUCACUCACUCACUCAAUCCCUAGGAUGGUAAUGGUGGUGGUGAUGAGGAUGGUGGUGGUGGGUAAGUGUGUGUGUGGGGGAUAUUGGCGGGUGGUGGAGGAGGAUAAGGAGGCAUAGAGGGGGAGUAGUAGUGGCCCUAGUGGUAGUUGCAGUACUAAUAGUAGUAGUAGUAGGAGGAGGAGGAAGAGGCCGCGGCGCUGUUCUGAGUGUGAUCCCCACUCCUAUCCUUUUAGCCCUGUCGGUCCUUUAGGAGUUAGACUUACUUCUACUCGAUCCCUACCCCAUGCCAACCUGCAAUCGGCAGCUCUUCUUCUUCCUUCAUGUGCUAGAUUUGCUCCCCUUCCUCUCUCUCUCUCUCUCUCUCAGUCACUCUCACACACACACACACACACACACAUUCACAAACACACACACUCUUUAGUCCUUCAGCUCGACCCUUCCUCCUCGUUCUCUUUCUUUCUUUCUUUCUCUCUUCUUUUUCUUCUCCUCCUUGGCCUCCCCCCGCCCCCUGCUCGUGGCCAAGAGUGGUGUGAGUGCGUGAGUGCCUACCCGCUCCCCCACGAGCAAUCCCCACACUCUGGGGGCUGUUUGGACUGCAGAAUCUGCCUCCUCCUGGAUCCAUCCAUGUCCCUUAUGCAUCUUGUGUAUUCGAUCUAGGCGCGCAUUUCGUGCUGCAUUUUGGCAGGCCAUUCGUGCCAUCACCAUCCUGCUCCCCUUGCCUCCUCGUUCACGCUGCUCGAUGCUGGCUAUUCAAGCAGCUUCCAAGUUUGCAUCUCUAACUCGUUAGUUGGUGCAGUGAUGCAAGGGGACACAGUGGGUAGUGCGGUAUGAGCAGUCGCAAAGACGUUGAUAGUCAUCGGGAGGCCAACAAUGAGAAUCCAGCCAUGGACCGACGCGUGUCAAUGUCGGGCAAUAACGACGAUUCCCCCUUCGCUGGCGUCAAUCAGCUCCAAGCCGCUGCUGCAGCUGCAGCUGCAUUGAGAUUCCCACUCACAGUGCCAUUUGUCAAUCAACAGCUAGGCAACUCUAGCCAAAACAUACCCGCAAGUCUGGCCAACGUGCCGGGCUUGGGGUUCAACCCCGGUGAUGGCGGCUUCGGUGCUAAUUUACUCUAUCAGCACCCUUUUUGGCAAACGGCCCUUCGCCAGCAACAGAUCCUCAAUCACAUAGCAUCACUCAAUCCAUUCCUGACCACGACUGUGGCUGCGGCUGCGGCGGCUGCUGCGGCCGCAGCCACAGGAGGCAACGGCCCGGGAGUGUCUACCUCUUCUUCAAUGUUGAACACUGCUACCUCACCGCUAAGUCCCAAUCUUCCACCUGGGUAUCCCACAUCCGCACUACUGAACCAGCAGACUUCUCCUACCUCAAGACGCCAGGACAAAACCGAUAGUUCCUCCAAAUACAGCGAAUACCUCAGCAAAAUGAUCCAACUUCCAGCUUUUGAUCCCACGAAUUCGGGGAUGCCAACCUCUACCUCAUCAUCCACCUCGUUCAAAUCGGGUUCCUUACAAUCACCAUUCUACGAUCAUACCAGAACUACCUCUUCAGAAAACAAUACACCAUUUUCCUCCCCCACGGGUGGUGACCAUAACAUGCUCCGUUCCACAGAUAUUUCUACGGGUAAAUCCGUGGCGUCCCCUGUCAUGCCGAUGAAACGGCCCAGCAAGGAUGGUAUGAACGGGCGUGACAAGGUCUUCACAUGUAAGAUUUGUAAUCGAUCCUUUGGCUACAAGCACGUUCUCCAAAACCACGAACGAACCCAUACCGGUGAAAAGCCCUUCGAGUGCAAAGUCUGUCAUAAGCGAUUCACGCGUGACCAUCAUCUCAAGACCCAUAUGCGUUUGCACACCGGUGAAAAACCUUACAGUUGCACCCAUUGUGACCGUCAAUUUGUGCAAGUGGCCAAUCUGCGGCGACAUUUACGAGUGCACACGGGAGAGAGACCGUACAAAUGUGACAUCUGCGAAGCCUGCUUCUCAGACUCCAACCAGCUCAAAGCUCACAUCCUCAUCCACAAGGGCGAGAAGCCCUUCAACUGUGAGCUCUGUCACGGCAAGUUUCGACGUAGGCACCACUUAAUGCAUCAUGCCUGCCCCAAGGGCGGGUUCGAGUCUGGCUCAAACACCAAGGGCAUCUUCCUCCUCUCCGAAGGCUUGGAACCCCUCGAAGACGACGACGGCGACGACGGGGAAGACGAAGCCGAUAUCGCGAGCAGCCGUAGGGGCUCCUCUACCGGUGGCAAUGGCGACCUUCUUGAUGUGGUCGCCGAACACAACGAAGAUGAAGAGAUGGAGGAAGACAGUAAACGCCGUCAACGCAAGGCCAAGGAGCCGAAAAAAUACACCAAUAACACUUCUGACGUCAGAAAAGACACGGGUAACUUCCAGACUGAGCCAGAGGAUCUCUCCAAAUCUGCUAAGGCAGUCGAGUAGUAAUAGAUUUCAUCUAGAUCAAUGGCAUUCUUCAUAUGUACGUAGGUAGAAGAACGGGUAGGGCUUUGACAUGAAUGACACAUGCGUACCUCUUAUUUUUUUUUCCUUUUGAUUGCCUCCUCCACUUGAAUUGCGAGGUCAAUUGCAAAAGCAACACGGCAACAAACAGUAAUCAACUACACACAGACUCAUACACACAUCCGGUCCCCCUUGCAAAAAAGAUUCAACCAAAAUGAUUUUGCUCCUUAUUCCUCUUCUAAUUGAGUAUUGAACUAUUGUCACCAAUUCAUAUACGGGUCAUUUGUUUUAGUCAUCAGCAUCAUAAAUAUCUCUCUUUUUCGA
Tigriopus californicus is the source of this 3154-nucleotide messenger RNA. RefSeq names its product protein krueppel-like. The coding region runs from base 1208 to 2812 and encodes 534 amino acids. The transcript has 2 exons. The record is from RefSeq and is a predicted model, not a curated record. NCBI's taxonomy places the organism in Eukaryota, Metazoa, Arthropoda, Copepoda, Harpacticoida, Harpacticidae. Gene Ontology annotation, cellular component: nucleus.